UAUCCUCACUCCGGAAGCAGCAUGGAGAGGAUGGCCGUGGUGGCCAUGCUGGAGCGUUCUGGAAGGCCGGCAGAGGCCCUCCGAGCUGGAACGUGUGGAUGCCAUGUCUGUCCACCACUCCACCCCGCCCCGAUCUUGUCCCUUAAGGGAGUGGGUAUACCAGCCACAUGCAGAGCCCGAGGGCUUGACGGUGCUUGCUGUGGGGGAAAGUCUCCAUCUACAGACUCAGAAGAGGGACCCCAACGAAAGUGGGUGGCGGGGGUGGGCUGCGGUUGAGCAUUCCCUGCGGGAAGAAGGCUUCCCAGGGCCCUUCAGCCCCAGACAAAGGCUUUUGUCCCCGAGACUCCCACACUUCAGCCAAGUUCCCGUUAAUAACUGUCUCCUCUCGAGAAACCAAACCCCGAGAUCACUUGCUUUGACUUCUUAGGGCCAGAGUCCUGUUCCCCAAACUGAAUUGGUGAGAUUCAUGGAGGGUGCCCCAGCCCUAGAAACGAGGUCAGAUAUGUCCGAUUUCGUGCUUUGGGGGCGUGGGUGGCCCAAGGGUGCCUGGGCUGGGAGCCCUUCUUCCCCGGCCCCUGGCGAGUCCUGCACAGCAGUGACCCCCUGGAGCAGCAGGUGUCCCGCACCCAAGGGGAAGCAGAUGCCCCCCCUGCGGGGGGAGGGGCGGCAGGCAUCGCUCGGGGAUCCUGGGACAGCUGGGAGAAGCCCCGCAGGGAGCACUGGCAUGUGCUCCCAGGCUGGGGAGGAAAGGAUCUUCUCGCUCAGAGCCCCUCCUUAAACACCGAAAGGGCACACGUGCCAGACCUUCGUGAUGCCCCUGCGUCCGGGCCGUCCCCCUACUCGUCACCCCAGCUGUUUGGAGCCAAAUCUUUGUGUUUGCUAGACCCACAGCAGGUGUCCUGCCAGGCGCUUGCCCUCCGCCCGGCUUGUCGGCUUGUCGCUAUCCCUGACUUCACCCCUGCUCUGAUGUCAUAGGCCAGCAGCUCUGUCGUUCCCGUGGCAGCAGCCUGCCACAGUUCACCAGCUGGGGCAGACGCCGGGCCGCUGGUGGAGGUGGGGAGCUGCGAUUCCAGCCUGCUUUGUGAUGGGUGUCUCACUACCUACCAAGUCAGCCCAAUGAUUUCAAGACAAUCCUGUAGGAAGUGCUUCUUUCCACCUGGCCGGUUUCUACCUCCCUGUAAUGUGUUCUCGGUCUAGCUCUGUCAUCUGGAGACGUGCACAGGGCUCGCUCUUCUCAGAACGCUCCGGGCAGCAGAGUGUGCUGUGGUCGUGCGGGCUUCGCGUGGGGCGGCCGUGGCAACUGUGGCUCCCCGGCCCCUCGCGCCUUGACUCCCGCUCUUGGUUCCUGCCACCGUCGCUCUGAAGCCGCGUCCGCACAGGUCACCGACAUGAAAAGAAAUGCAGACAGAGCCGCUCAGCUGAGUCCCAGCCCCGAGCAGCAGGCCCCGCGCUUAUGGCAGAAGCACAGGUUGCUACAGGUCCGUGAGAAGGGACCCCUGGCCCUGCAGAGACAAGACCUCCUGCAGCAGAAGAGCCCGCAGCCCCCGCGCCUGGCCGAGGAGCUGGAGGCCCCCAGCCAGCCCCAGCACGUCCGGGGCCUGGAGCACCUGUACUCAGCCCAUCGUUCAGGUGCUGGGGGAGUACAGGCCAGGGAGCACCGGCCUGACUCGGAGGGGCUGGCCCAGAGAGGAGCAGCCCGGCUGCCCAGGGCCCGGGAAAAGCACACUGCAGCCGUCCAAGAAGAGAAGAAUCGCAAAGAAGGGCUGGCUGGACGGCAGACCCGGCUUACCCAGCCCCAGAGGAAAGCCGCGGGCCCGGAGAAGCUGGGGGCUCCCAGAGCCACAGGCCUCACCCGUCGCCCCCUCUGCCCCCGCGAGCAGAAUAAGAGCAAGCGACCGCCUUUGAUGAAGGCCCGCGGUAGCCACCGUCCCGCUGAGCCCUGGAGGAGCAGAGGGGUGGACAGAGAAGAGUUUUUGGCUGUCCCGGGGGCAUUCGGGCAUCUGCGGAGAAGGGAGAAAGAAGGAGCCCGGGAUAGGAGGAGGCGACCGGGAAAGGGGGCAACUCCUCCUGGUCAGGGCCCGACAAAUAGCUCUCUGGAUCAGAGCCCCGAGGGAAACACAGAGAACCCAGAACAGCCGUGGUCCAUCGGCUGGACCCACAGAGGGGGUGCUGCGCCCCAGGUGUCUCUGUGCAGGUACGGGGACAAGAGCAGGUGGCAGAGGGAGCUGGAGUUUGCCUUCCAGGAGCUGUUCAACACAAACAGGGAGCUGAAGAAGCACUUGACCUUGCACCUUGCCCUGGGGCCCGCGGCGGAUCAGAGCGCCAGGGACGAGCUCAGCCCCCGCGACGUGCGAGAACCGAGGGGUGAGUCCCAGCGUGACAAGCCAGCGGUGGGCCCGGAAGCGGACGUGGAGCCCAGCGCAGAGCCCACGGGGCCAGCACAAGCAAAGGCCCUCCAGACCGAGUCCCGAACCAGCUUGGAGGAGUUCUUGAGCAACCUCAAGAACCAGAAAUAUCUCAGGCCGGCGACGUUCCCGUCUAAGACCAUGAGUGAACCGUUGUCUCCCAAGGCGGGGGUGUUUAUCGGCACAGAGAACCGGCUCCUGGGUGGCCUGGGCUCCAGGGAGGUGCUGGCCAGACCCGACCCGCUGGCGGAGGGCCCCCGGCGCCGGUGCCUACAAGAACAGGCAGACGGAACCAGCCUCAUGGCCUUGCGGCGGAGACCAGAUGGGCCGCGGGAGCCGGUGCCCCGGACGGGGCCCCUGGGCCUGAGCCGGGAACCCCGCUCCCAGGCUGGGCGGGAAGGGCAGAGAGAACAGAGAAGGGCAGGCCCGGCCCACCUGACGUCUUACUCCUCCCUAGACCCCGAGGAGGAAGGGGCCGACACCACUUCCCCCUGGGCCUCCGGCUUCAUCAUCGACGAUGACAGGCACAGUCAGAUGAUCCAUGACCUUCAGCAGCAAAUUGAAGAGCAAAACAAAUUGCACAAGCAGUUUCUCGCGGAAGCCAGGAAACGCUUGCAUGAGUUUCAGAGGAUAUGAUAAGAGCAAGCGAGCGUCCCACCCAUGAUAAAAAUACAUCGCUGAUAACGGGCAUGAUGCCGGAAAUGGUACCCGCGCCCAGAGAGUCUGUGUGUGUGUCCCCCUCCCCGUUCAGACCCCGUGGGCCCCCUCCCGGCGGGCCGCCUGUCCCCGCCGCCCCCCACCCCCACAGGCCUUCUACCCAAGUCCCAUCCGGGAAGGCUCCCUGGCACGACCCUGGGAACCUGUUGGGUAGGGCGCGGAGCGGGUCCGGAGGCUGAGGCCUCUGGCGCAGGCCGGGAGCUCAGCCAAGGGAUGCAGGUGAGGGAAGGAGUCCAGACGUUUUCAGCAGAUAAGCGCUGGACUUCAGGGGCGUCCAAGGUCAAGCGGGCAGAGUUUCAAAAGAUACAUCAUUUGUUGCUUGGCAGUUGGCUGGGACACGCAUGGGGAGACCGCGCUAACGUCUCUUUCGUCUUGCAAGUCACCAAAGCCAACCUCAUUUCAUGGGACUUGGCUUACGAUAUUCUUGUCACUUUAAUGUUGGGAAGGGAGACAGGGAGAGAGGCAGAGGAGAGGCAGGAGGAAGGGGACAAAGAGAAGACAGAGCCCCAGAGAAGAAAGGGGAGGGGUCCGCAGUAACGCAGCUUGCCAGCUGCCUCUGCCUGGGGCAGGCAGGGGUGGGGCGCCUGGCUGGCUGGUCAUGUCCCACCCCCGCUGCACCCCUGACCCCGCAGCCCUGGGGACCCUGCCUGGGUGGGAUGGGGUCUUCCGCCAGUGGCAGAUACUUAGAGACAGGAAUAGGGACGGAUAAACUUUUUCUGCAGAGAACCAGAUAAUAAACGUUCUAGGUUUGCCAGCCCACCGGUCUCUGUGGCCACGACCCACCCCUGCCACAGCACCUUGAAUGCAGCCCUAGACAGCACGUAAGUGGAUGGGCAGGGCCAGGUUCCCAGUAAGACUCUAUUUACAAAAAUGGGGAGGGGGGUACCUGGGUGCAGACCUCAAGCCAUAGUUAGGUGACCCCUGGACUGGCGUAGGGAGGACGUGGCUGCCUCCCUCCCUUUCUCCCUCCCCAGGACCACAGAAGAUCGUCUGUCUUGGGUCGUGGUGCAUUUCUAUCAUUGGUCCAUGAACGGCAUUCUGUCCCUUAGUGGAUACUUCCUGGAUAGCAUGACGAAGGACGUGAGCCUGCCAUCCAAACCCAGGACCUAGACUGUUUCUCAGAAACAGCUUCUGCCUGUGUGCUGCUUCCCUGUUCUGUUCCUCCUUAGCUGCGUGCCAGCCAGACUUGGGGCUCGUCCCUCCGUUUGCGGGCUGCACAGGGAGAUGUAGGGUGACCAGGCCCGUUAGAAACCCAAAUGCUUCCCUGGAGUGCAUCAGGCUCACGGAACCCCCACACAGGCCACUCAGACGGGGCGGGGAUGGCACCCUAUAAGUUUUGGGGAUACUUUUCAAAUCCCCAGCAGCCGGGGUGAGGGAGCUUUUACGAUCUCUCGUUUUUAAUCUCAUCGAAAGCAUCUCCCUGAGCUCCGUUGUCUUAUCUGGCUUUUCCAGGUUAGGUAGAGAAAAUGUUUGGUCCCAGCCCGUUUCCAUUCUGUCCUCUGCUGCUGGAAUGUCACGGGUCUGGGGCUGCAAAGCCAACUUGACCGUCUGAUCUGAGCCCAACAUGAGUGAGCAUGAAGCCCUGGGGCCAGGAGGGUCUGAGACUCCCAAGCCAGAUGAGGAUUAGCUGAGGGGAAGCUGGGCUGUGAUUGCAGGUUAUGGGGUCACCUGGGGCUCCUGCCUGCUGCUAAAGAGUUACUUUGGUCCCAGAGGGCGCCGUGGGAUCACGAGGUUUAAAGCCAUGGCCGUGAUGGGAUCCGAAGCCUGAGCGCCUGGAGGCUGCGGUCCGAUGAGUGGAGGAGCCUGCCUGCCGGGGGGUUAUUUUCGUUUCUACUUCCCAAGGUAGUAUUUGUGGCCUGAGUGUCCUAGGCGAGGAAGUGCCCCUUCUCGGCCACACUUGAGCUAAAAGUAGACAUAGGAGAUGGACAGGGAGACGAGGUAGAGGGUGAGUCACCGGUGCCCGACAGUCUCGCCUACCCUGUCCCCCGGCUGCAGGAUGAGACACCCUGCCCUUUCCCACCAGGGCUGCAGAGGGCUGGGGGCCACGGGUGCUGCUUUGCUCCCUGCAGAUUGCUCAGACGCACCUGGACAACGGUGCUAGAGGCCCUGGGACCCUGGGACAAUGCCACCAGGAAGAGUGGGGGCUCCUGGCAGGUUCCCAUGGGGCACGGCCAGGUGGCAGCAAGGAUUCCUGACACGAUGACUGUGUGCACCUUUGUCGUCCUGGCCCACUUCUUGCGUCUUCCCCUGGGGGUCCACCCUCUCCGAACACUGUAUCUUCUAGAACUUUCCAUGGGUUUCAUGCUGCUGCUCAAACAUUCGGGGGCAGCUUCCCUGUUUCCAUAUCAUUCUGAAUUUCCUAGAACAUUUACUGUCCGGUCCGAGGGUCCUCAUGCCUUUCUCCUCCGCCACCCAGCCAGGUGAGUGGUUAUGGGGUACAUGAUGAUACCUAGACCCUCAGAGAUGUAAAAUAAAGGGGAAAUGAAGGUUUUUAAAAUUGGGGCACAGGGCCCCCUCUCGGACCUGCAGCGGUUCUUCUGGUGAGCAGAGGACGGCCCCGACAUGUGGAUGGCCUCCCGCCCCCGCGUCCUCCCUCUGUGGCAUGAUGGGGGGUUGAUGUGGACGCGUCGCCUGCCUCUACAGUUGCUGGAAGAGCCCCGGCCGGGCUGCAGGCUGGGGAGGGAGUGCGGGGUUGACCACGCCUCUCUACACUGCCAGCUUUGGUGGGUAGGGGGGCAGCCUUGCUUGCUCGGCUGAAUUCUAGGGUGUAGGAGGAGUGGCGGGCACACGAGCCUCCCAGGUUCUCCCCGCGCUGGAAGCUGGAGCGUGGACCCUGGGAUCCCAGCCUUUACAUCCCUGUCUCUGCCUGAGUGGCCACGGCUUGGGGUCAGCCCACAAGACUGCAGGUCUCAGUCCUACACAAGGGGGAGGGUGGCUGCCCAGUCUGAGCCGUGGGCCCGGCCCUCCCGCUCUCACCCCUGCAUGUGGGGCAGCCCGGAGAGGGGCACAGACUUCCCCCAGGGUCACGGCCUGUUAGAGGCAGUGUGGGGGCAGGCCCAGCCAGCCUCUCCAUGCCCCUCUGCCAGCCGGUAGGCAGGCGAGGAUUGCAGCGGGGUGGCCGGAUGGUCCCUCUGCCCCCCGCCCUGCGCCAUCCAGCUGCUGCCCCCGCUGCGGGCUCCGGGCUUGCGGCUCUGCAGGGCCGAGCUUGGCCGCUCCUCGGGGUCUUGGCGGGGAAAGUGCAGAGCAGGCCUUCCUUCCACAAAGCCGCACUGUUCUCAGCAAAUCCUCCCAGGAUCAGGGUGCAUUUUUUUCAAGUGAUUCAGCAGCACGUGAAUGGGAAGGGCCUGAGCCCAAGGCUUCGGGAACCGUGACCGAGCCUCUGGCAUGAGAUCCCGUUGGGCUCCCAGGGAGAGGAGGGGUGUUGGGGCAUGAGUCGGGGGCUGAACAGCGAGCCCCCUCCCCAGCUUCUCUCUGCACAGCUGAGGAGCUCUUAGGGAUGGUUUCCUCGUGCUCCCCAGGGGGCCUGAGCCAGCGGACAGGAAGUGGAGGUGGGAACGCUGGUCUCCAUGGAGACGGGGCAUCCAGUGGACAGCAGCUCAUGGGAAUGUGCUAGAAUCUCAGAAGCCCCAGGGCUGGGGCCACACUGCUGUUUGCUGUCCAGUCACCCUCCCCGCCCCACCCUCGGCCCCCACAGACACACGUGCUUCGAGAGGCGGGUGAGCGCAGGCAUUCCCGCCACGGCCCGAGUCACACCGGCCAACCUUGCCCUCAGCCUGGACAGGCGCAGCCCUGCCCCAGAGCUGGGGAUGGUGGUCAUCUCCCCAGGUUGAGGAGGCUUUCAGGGACCCAAAGGUGGCACCGGGUCUGUCGGGGGUGCGGCUCAGACGGAGGGAGCCCCUGGUUGCCUCCUACCACCACAGGAAGAUUUUAAUUAUGAAAUGGUGCCUCCCCCCUCCUUUUUCUCAGUUCCCUAAAAGAAGUGAAUUGGCGGAAGUCGACCCCACUGCUGACUGAAAGCAGCCAGGCCCUGAAACCAGGGAAGGCAGGGCCAGGUGUCCUGGGAAAGCCCCCCCCCCACCACCGAGGGGCACCUGCAAAGGUGGGGUGUGGCCAGACAGCGGGGGCAGGUGGGGCUGGACGCUCCCAUGGACAUCUGGGUGCCCAGCCAGCGCUGACGCCACGCAUUCCUUGAGACAUCUCCCAGGCUGUUGGACCGCACCCCGUUUCCAUGUGCGGUUCUGUGGGGAGGGGUGUGGCCUUGAGACCCAGAGGGUCUGAGCGGGCCUGUGGUCCACGUGAGCUCGCUUCUCUUUCUCAAUCCCCAUGUGCCCCGUUCCCUGCCCUCCAGCUCGGGAGGUCACCCACCCUACUCACGAAGCAGAUGCAGUCCCGUUGGAGAGGUUCAAAACCGCCCUUACGAUGCCCCCCGAAGCAGGGAUCGCACAGUGGUGGGGGGCAGGGCGCUGAAAACGUGCUUGACUCCUUACAGCUCUUAUAGGGCAAAGCUGCAGCUGUUACUGAUGGGUGUGUCUGGGUGUGGACGGGGCCGUGGGGCACCCCUCGCUUUCCCAAGUCUGGCCCCGAGGGCUAGCGUUUGGGUGGGAUGGGGGCGCCCACGCUGCCCUCAGCCGGGCUUUGGACAAGCUCAUCAAAACUCCCAGGGACCUCAGCCAGCUCGACCAGCCGUGCAGCGUCACUUGUCUGCCCAAAAGGGACAAGAAAAUCCCAUCCCAGAUGCCAGCUGCCAGGUGCUUACAGUGUUACGGGGACGGUGGCUGCUCUGUGAUUGGAGGGUGUAAUGUCCAGAUCCGGAGCGCCCUGUUCUCUGGAGAGUGUGGACAAAAGCAGGGAACCCUGCAGCUGUCCCCAAGCCCCCCAGCGGAGUGGAGACCCCUGGAGUAAGGGGCACCUGGGCUUCCUCUGAAGAGGCCGGCAGGAAGACAAGUGGACCGAGGGACCCACGGAAGGUGUUUGCAGCCCGGGCAGCGCAGUGGCCCCGUUUCCACCUAAGACGUGCCCUUCUGCACACUCACCACCCUGAUGGCUCUCAGACCCCGGUGCCCAUGGUGGGCUUGGCUCAGCUACAUUCCCGUCACUGUGCAGGGUGACUCCCUCCCGAUUGGGGACAGGACAGGAGGGUCUUUGGCAGAUGUGCCGGGCCCCAUCUCUCCCUCCCCCUACACGAGUGGCACGGGGAACGGGCCCCCAGCGGAGGGACCCCAGGGCCAGGGCGAGGACGGAAGAGCAGAUCAGUGCUGUCCCCACAGGCAACGGUCUCGCUGUCGACCGUCCCGGGUUCCCGCUGGUGGCUGCGGUCCGCGGGCUGGGCUGAGAGGGGACGUGGCCUCCACGGACGUGAGCUAGCCCUGCCACUCUGAGUCAGGAUGCUGGUGAGACUCAGAUGAUUUGGGCGGGAUUUUGACCUUGUAUUUAGAGACGAAUGUUUUUUCCGAACCCCAGAGAUUCCCACAUCUCCUCUGGGCAAGGGCGUGAUUUUUCCUGAAGCCAGAAGCUCGGCGUUGGCCAGCACCCCGGCCUGGGAACUUAGCGUUAGCCAAGUGCAUCCAAACAAGCCCAUGAAGGUCUAAAAGUCAUGUUUUAACAGCCACAGCUUUACCUGGCUCUGGAAUUGGGAGCGGCUGCCCAGCAGAGUGGCCCCUUAGGGAAGUGUCCCAUUAGGAGAUAUUCGUGUAUGUAGCUCUCACGUGGGAGAGCUGCCCGGCUCACGGCAAGAUAGUGAAAACAACUCAGUGGGUGUGAAGUCAAUGAACUCGUUAGAGAAGUUUCUUUUUCUGAGUCUGGCUGCCCACAGGUUAUGGGGACGCCUCGUUCUUCUCCAUUGCUUCCUCAGGAAUGUCCAUGGACACAGUAGGACUCAGAAGGUGUCGGUGAGGUGCCAGCUGUGAGUGGGCAGGGGGUGAUUUGAAUCUCUGCCCAGGCUGGUCAAGCGUGCACCGCCCCCCCCACCGCCCCCGUCCCGGGCCGGCCCAGGCCACGUUGUAUGCUGAGGACACCCUAGGUUUCCCGAAAGCCCCUGCUGUUCUCACCCCACCCCCGCCCCAGGCAGCAAGAGGGACAGUCUGGCCUCCCGGGCCUUCCCUGAGCGGGCGUCCUCUCUCACAGUCUGAACGUAGCCUGUGUUCUUUGGAUCAUUGUCCCCGACCUUGACUCUCCACCCACCCAGCUCUUUUCCAUCCCAAAUCUGGCUGGCUGGACUAGGGAUUGUUUUGUAGGCUGCUAACGGGGGAAGUGACAUCAUGUGAUGUCCGUGGCCCAAGGGCUGGGGGCAGGGGCUCUGCGGUUGCGUGUGCUUUGAAUUAAGUCGACGGUUGUGCAUUCCAGUAGCCAACAUCUGGUGGUGAAUUCAUCAGCCAGUGUAUCACCCUUGAUCUCAAACCCAGAUGUUGUGUUAACGGCAGAAGGGGAAGAAAAAAAAAUCAGAGCAGCUCGGGGAGAAGCCAUCAUUUUUUAGCACAAAGCAGUUAAAACAGGAUCUUUAUAAAGCCUCUUGCUCCUGCCACUGCCUCUGGUUCCUACAGCCAGGGGCAGGCCCAUGGAGCAGAGCUGCUCACUGCUGGGGAGUGGACAGUUUGAGGGCUGGUCGCCCACCCGGGGCCAGGCACCCGGCCCAGCACAUAGUAGGUGUUCGGCAAACGUGUGUCCUUGCCUGGAUUUUAAUUUCCUCUCAGACUCUUGGUGUCUCUUUGCCUUUCCCCAGUCCUGGCCUUUAAGUGGCCCGGGGCCGAGACGGGCCCAUCUUUGACUUAGAGUGGCCUCCAUCCCAGAGCUCUGGGAUGCCUGUCCCCUGAGGUGUUGGAAAUGCCUUUCUGGAGAGCUCUCUGACUCCUCCCUGCCCACUGCUUGGUUGGAAAUGGCAUGCUUCUCUAUCCCCCCGUCCGCUGGUCUGACUUCCUAUCUGGGUUGGAUGCUCCUUGAAGGUCAUCUCUGUUACCAAAGACCCUCCCUCACCUUACCCCUUUCUCCCAUGGGCAGAAGGAGGCCCACGCUUUUAGGAUUUUACCUGAAAGGCAACUCAACCCCGAGCUCUGAGUCUGGCUGCUAAGAAAUCCCCACUCUGGCUUCAUGCUGGGGGCAGAAGGCUAAGGGUCAGAAUGUCCACAGCCAGAGCUGGCUGGGGUCCCCCAUGCGGCGGCUCCAGCCCUCCGACCCUGUGGGGCCCCUCUGCCUGUUUCCCCCAGGUCUCCUGCCUUCAGCUUGCCGGUGGGUCCUCCGGCUUUGAUGAAUUCAUUUGCAAUACCUUUGCUUAUACCCUUCCCCGCCCAGAGUGCUGAACCCGCAGCGUACCUGCUUCCCUGCACGGGCUGCGGCAUCUCCGUUGACAGGUGUACCCCUGGCACCUCUCCUUCGCAUCUGACGGUGUUGAUGUUUUCAGAAGAUUGCCAUAGAGCUGGUCUUUCUUUGCCCCUCUUGAUUCUCUUUCUUUCCUUCACGUUACCUCCCAUUUCGCAAGGUGGAGAGGAGGUUCCCACGCCGCAUUCAAAGACCCCGAGGAAUCUUGAGUUCUUAUUUGCGUGGACCAGCCCCGCUGCGGUUCCUCCUGGCCCCCACCCCCACGUCCCUGUAAGCCACAGGCAGCCUGGGAGCCGGUUCACAAGCUGGCCUUGACCCGCGAGUCUGCUCUGGAUCCUGGAUUCAACCAGUCCCUUCUUUCUGAUAAUUUAAAAAAGGAAAGCGUGUCAUCUGUAGCCCUAAAGCGAAACCAGCAAGUUAGGAAGCGGUGUCCGACCUAGAGCCUGGGAUUUGUGCUGACCUAGGAGUGCCAUCCGGACCCGAGCGGCCGGCGCGAUGUAGCUCUCCCAGCCUCCCACCUGCAGGAGUAGGAGAAUGUGUGCCAGGCACGGUGUGUCCCACGAUCCGGGUCCUCUACUCCCGGGGUAGCACAGGGGGCUGAUGGUGGCGGUGGCUCGGUGUCCGCUGUGAGUGGCUGUGCUUCCGGGGGGAGCAUCCAUGACCCUACACGGCGGGCAGGGGCCGAGAGAAGGGUCUAGCCCGGUGCCGCCCCACUUGACUAAGGAUUCGGACUGCCUGCGACCUUAGAGGCUUUUCUAGGAGAAAAUGCCUGGACCUGAAUGCGUGGAACAGGAUGGAACCUGCUCACUGGGGUUUUCUCAUUGCCGCGGGGGAGUUGAUGCAAGACCGGUUAUUCGUGGAUGAGGUGUCAUGUGGGGUAGCGGACCUCGGAAAAGUAGUUUGAAAAGGUGCGCCGAAUUGGGUGUGUCCUAGUAAAACCCAGCAGCCGUGCUGCUCCCAGAACCGCUGUCUCCCUUGGAUGUUCUGGUUCAUCUGCUACCACCAGCCCGUGACAACGCUCACAGCCCAGAGAUACCUGGGGCAUUGAUCUGGGGCAUUCAUCUGGGAUCGUUCGUGAUUUGCAUCAAGGUUUUCCCGUGUGGCAGUGCAUUAUGGUGUGGGUGAGGCAGGCAGUGAGAGAGACCACAGACGGACUCACCUGGGCUGCCUGGAUGUCUCCGGGACAGCCCGGUUCCAUCUGACCUAGUGGGCCCCGACUAUGGUGAGAACGUAGCCUCUGCCCGGUAGAAGCCCCCUGAGCCCACAUUUACAGGUGCAGGCAUUUAUAGCAGGAUGGAAGAGAGAUGUGGACCGUGCCAAGGGCUGCAGGAGGACAGGAUCUCCCAGAGCAAGACAGGAAAGGGUAAUUUUAUCUGGGUUUUGAAGGAUGCAUAGAAGUUCUCCUGGCAGGGAGGGCUAGAUGGUCUUCAGGGCAGAAGAGACUUGUCUGUCCAGAGGUGGGGACACCCCUCGGCGUUUUUGGGUUCAAGGGACCCUUAUGGACGGGCAGAACAGCAGGACGGGAGCAGCUGGGGUCAUGGAGAGACCUGCUGGCUGGCACCAGGUUGUGGAGGGUGUCCUGUUUUAGAUGAGGGCAGUGGGCGGCUGAGGAAGAUGUUUGAGCCUGGAGGGAUGCAGCUAUAAAAAGUCUGCUGGCACUUGGGGUGGAGAAGGAGGAGCCACUGGACACAGGCUGACCCACUCCCAAGGGCAGAGCCUUCUGUUGAAUGUGGCCCACUGGAUGGCAAUUCCUAGAUGUGGCUUUGCAGGUUGGGGCCUGGCUUAGCCUGAGAAACAGGAACCUGCGCUUCGUGACUCAGCUCCAACAGAAGAAGUAAUAAGAAUGGGGUUUGGGUCUGGGUGGGAUCGGAGAGGGAUGGCGUGGGCUGACCUUUGGUGACAGGCUGGGGCCCAAGGGAGGGGCACAGACAGGAUGCACGUGCCUCGGCUUCCCUGCUCCGUGGGCAAGACAGCCCUGGCCAGGGGGUUCCAAGACGCGAGCUGCCUGCCUGGGGCUGGAGGACGGAGGCGCCUCUGUGCCUGGCUCUGUCUCUUCCUUACUGCUCUGCUCUGCUUUUGUCCACAUUAACCUAACUCUCUCCCAAGUGACCCUGCACAGCUGAGCUGUGGAGGGCAAAGCUUUUAAAGCCAUUAAAGCAGGCGGUGUCACCAGCCGAUAAGCUUCCAGAUGAAACAGAGGAGGGCUGGGCCCCAGGGACACGUGAGCAGCCGACCCUCCCUGCCUCAGGGUGCAGGCUGGGGCCAGGUCCUGGCGUAAUUGCUGGGAGGACGCCCUGUGGUGCAUGGCCCACGAGCAGCCUCAAGGUCUGGCCAACAUUCCAGAACCUUCCCAGCCGACCUCUUCCCCUGUCCUGCAUCUUGUCAUGGUCUGGGAUCAUUUUCUUUCCGUUUGGCCUCCCUCCCUGGCACCUGCCCCGUGGGUCUGCCGGUGGGGCCUGGGAAUGUUUCCUUUGGGGAGAGGGGCGGCCAGAGCGCUCUGACCCUUCCUCUGUUGUGCCCUUGAUAGGAUGUGUUGUUGUUUUUAUAAAGAAUCACCCACAGGACAUUCUUCAGGGUCACUUUAAGGACAGAUGAGGCAUAGCAGGCCAGAACCUUCAGAUGUAAGACCCCCAAACCCAGAUGCGAUGGGGCCUCCCGUUAGCCCUCCACCCUCAGCCUGGAAAAGCCUUCGUGGAGCUGGCAGUGGCUGGAGGCUGGGCGGUGUCAGGACUCUCACCAUCCUCCAUUGCAGGGUGACAAUCGUGCCCAGUUAAUUCGCUUAACUGCUUCCCCAGCCGUCCAAGAAUAUUCACCGGAGAGAAUUUUAAAAAGCCCCCAAGCCCUUGAGCGUAGCAUCAAGGAAGAGUUUUAUCAGCGACCGCCUCAGGAAGCCGGCUCGCCCUGCGAGACCAGGCUCCUGCUGCCCCUGACAGCGUCCUUGUCGAAGAAUCCUGGGACCGGAGGGGUCUCAGAGCCCCACCUCUUGCCCCCGCCCCGCUCCACGGUGUGGGGAGCGACUCGCUUGCUCCUCCCACCCCUCCUUGGCCCCAGGACGGUGUUGCGGGGGCUCUGCU
Molecule: messenger RNA, 13507 nt
Organism: Lutra lutra (Eurasian river otter)
Lineage: Eukaryota; Metazoa; Chordata; Mammalia; Carnivora; Mustelidae
Gene: CEP295NL
Product: CEP295 N-terminal like
Exons: 3
Coding region: 1389-3041 (550 amino acids)
Biological process (GO): regulation of centriole replication
Cellular component (GO): centriole; cytosol; centrosome
Source: RefSeq, a predicted model, not a curated record